UCAGCUUCUGUUGAAUGCUCGAGUAAUCUGACAGACUGAUGGAGUGGGUGGAGGAGAGAGAGCUCUGGUUGGGCGGAUCUGACACUGGUUUGCCUUCGGACCGCCUUUCCCGAUCCCUCCUCAAGCCUCCGGGGCUGCUGCGCUCGUGUUUAGUUGCCCCUCUCAUAGUCAAAGGAAGGAUUGAUUCCUUUGGGAAGAGACACAAAUCACUUCAAUUUGAUCGAGAGGGCUCAGGAUACAGCCUCAUCUUGAAUUAUCCACUUUUUAGUUUUUUUUUCUCCUGAUAAAGAAAACCGGAAAAAAGAAGACAAGAGGCGAGAAGUUGUUAGGUCAUGAUGACAUGUGAUAUGAGAUCUGCUUGAUCGCACCAGCUGCUCACAGGAAACAUUAUCGGCACAGAAAACACGUCUUUCUUUUUGUUUCCACUUUGCGUCUUAGUGACACCGUGAUCUGUCCUGGUUUCCAAACUCCUUCCCGUCGGAGCGCUGAACUGCCUCUCUCUCUCUCUCUCUCUCUCUCUCUUACGCACGGGAGGUGGGCACCUGAGAACACUACCAACGGGAAGAGAGUGUGAGAGAUCCCGGUUUCAUGUUUGGGAUUCAGGAGAGCAUCCAAAGGAGUGGGAGUAUUUUGAAAGAGGAGCCCAUCGGAGCCGGCAUGGACGCAGUCCGAACAUGGAUGCAAGGCGCCGGGGUGCUGGAUGCGAACACGGCCGCGCAGAGUGGAGUGGGACUGGCCCGGGCGCACUUCGAGAAACAGCCGCCCUCAAAUCUCCGCAAAUCCAACUUCUUCCACUUCGUUUUAGCCCUUUAUGACCGACAAGGACAGCCGGUGGAAAUUGAGAGAACCUCUUUUGUCGGAUUUGUGGAAAAAGAGAAGGAGACUACAGGAGAAAAGACAAACAAUGGCAUUCAUUACAGACUGCAACUUCUCUACAGCAACGGCAUCAGAACAGAGCAGGAUUUUUAUGUAAGACUAAUUGACUCCAUGACUAAACAGGCCAUCAUAUAUGAAGGUCAAGACAAGAACCCAGAGAUGUGCCGUGUGCUCCUGACUCAUGAAAUCAUGUGCAGUCGUUGUUGUGACAAAAAGAGUUGUGGGAACCGCAACGAGACACCCUCCGAUCCCGUCAUCAUCGACAGAUUUUUUCUCAAGUUUUUCCUGAAAUGCAAUCAGAACUGCCUGAAGAAUGCAGGAAAUCCACGGGACAUGCGGCGCUUUCAGGUGGUUGUGUCGACGACAGUGAGCGUAGAAGGACACGUUCUGGCUGUUUCGGACAAUAUGUUUGUGCACAACAACUCCAAACAUGGCAGAAGAGCUCGGCGACUGGACCCGUCGGAGGGAACGCCGUCAUACCUGGAGCACGCUGCACCUUGUAUCAAAGCCAUUAGUCCCAGUGAAGGCUGGACAACAGGAGGUGCUACUGUCAUCAUCAUUGGAGACAACUUCUUUGACGGACUGCAGGUCAUCUUCGGCACCAUGUUGGUCUGGAGUGAGCUCAUCACACCUCAUGCCAUCAGAGUUCAGACCCCUCCUCGUCACAUCCCCGGAGUGGUAGAGGUCACGCUUUCCUAUAAGUCCAAACAGUUUUGCAAAGGCACACCAGGAAGAUUCAUCUACACAGCUCUGAAUGAACCCACUAUAGACUAUGGCUUUCAGCGGUUACAGAAGGUGAUACCUCGGCAUCCAGGAGACCCUGAACGCUUACCAAAGGAAGUGAUUUUAAAAAGAGCAGCAGAUCUGGUGGAAGCCCUUUAUGGAAUGCCUCAUAAUAACCAGGAAAUCAUUCUUAAGCGAGCAGCGGACAUUGCUGAAGCCCUUUACAAUGUGCCACGAAACCACAACCAGCUGACCGGCCUCACCAACAGCUCUGUCCAUGCGAGCAUGAUGGGGGUGAACUCCUUCACUGGACAGCUCGCCAUUAACAUCUCAGAAUCCUCUCAGGGUGGAAACCAGGGUUUCAGUCGUAAUACGAGUAGCGUAUCACCACACGGUUAUGUGCCCAGUUCCACCCCUCAGCAGAGCAGUUACAGUACAGUAUCCACCAGCAUGAAUGGCUACGGCAACAGCAGCAUGACCAACCUGACCGGCUCCCCGAGCUUCCUGAACGGCUCUGCUGCCAACUCACCCUACGCAAUCGUCCCCUCCAGUCCCACCAUGGCCUCCUCCACCAGCCUGCCCUCAAACUGCAGCAGCUCCUCUGGAAUCUUUUCCUUCUCUCCGGCAAACAUGGUUUCAGCUGUGAAACAGAAGAGUGCGUUCGCUCCAGUCGUUCGGCCACAAUCCUCACCUCCACCGACAUGCACCAGCACCAAUGGGAAUGGUCUCCAAGAUCAGUCUUUUGUCGACUCUAGCAAGUACUCCACAGCCAGCGCGCUCCAGGGCCUGGCCUUCUCCUGAAUUAUCCCUGGAAUGAUCAUUCCUCCAAUGUAGAGUGCAUCUGUGAUUGUGAUUGUGUGUGUGUGUGUGUGUGUGUGUGUGUGUGUGUGUGUGUGUGUGUGUGUGUGUGUGUGUGUGUGUGCAUUUAUGUGCAGACGAGAAGAUGAAACAUGCUUUCAUGCCACUGGUCUCACUGAACAUAUGCAGGAAACUCCAGCGCUGGACUGACCUCAUGGUCCUGUUCUGAAGGAUGAAAAACUACAAACUCAGGCCCUUUUUAAACACAAUCUGCUUUGAAACAAAAAGAUUGAGAGGAAGAAAAAAAUAUUGAACUCGACUGUUGUACCUCCAUGUUUUGAUGUUGAAGUUUGUACUCACCUUCUAGACACUUUUUAAGAUAAGUGGCGACCCGCCCCAUCUACACAAUAACAUGAGGUCUAUUUAUUUAAAAACGUAGUUAAUGAAUUGCCAUCAUAUUUAUGUGUUUCUGUGUGUACCACCCUUUUAUGAAAUGAUACCUGACACAAUAUUGCAGUGGUUUCUAUUUAUAAUUUUAGAUGAAGGAUUCCAGAAGAUUUUUGCGUAGUAAUGUCCCACUGAAUUUUUUAAUUACAUUUGAAUUUGAACAACUGAAGUCAAUCAGUCUACAAAAUGCCAGCAAUUUAAGUUCAUAUUAAAACGGUACCAGGAGAAAAUAUAAUUUAUGCCUUUUUUUUACCAUAUUUAAAUACCACAUCAGAACAGAGAAACUUAGCUCCUUUGCUUUUUCACCAUCUUGAUUUUCAUACUCAUAUUCCAUUUGCUGAGAUUACGCUGCCUUCAAGUCCUUCUGGGAAGUUAUGAUUCCAAAAAAAAAAAAAAAGAA
Molecule: messenger RNA, 3244 nt
Organism: Carassius carassius (crucian carp)
Lineage: Eukaryota; Metazoa; Chordata; Actinopteri; Cypriniformes; Cyprinidae
Product: transcription factor COE1-A-like
Exons: 17
Coding region: 589-2400 (603 amino acids)
Biological process (GO): regulation of transcription by RNA polymerase II
Molecular function (GO): RNA polymerase II cis-regulatory region sequence-specific DNA binding; DNA-binding transcription factor activity, RNA polymerase II-specific
Source: RefSeq, a predicted model, not a curated record